Molecule: messenger RNA, 1476 nt
Organism: Lodderomyces theae
Lineage: Eukaryota; Fungi; Ascomycota; Pichiomycetes; Serinales; Debaryomycetaceae
Exons: 1
Coding region: 1-1476 (491 amino acids)
Biological process (GO): actin cortical patch localization; actin filament organization; endocytosis
Cellular component (GO): actin cortical patch
Molecular function (GO): ubiquitin binding; phosphatidylinositol binding
Source: RefSeq, a predicted model, not a curated record
AUGCCCAUAUUUGGAGACCAUACUCUUACUGCAGUGACCAUCAAAGUGAAUCAGCUAGUAGAGCACAAGAAUGAUGAAUUGGAAGACGCAAUGGAACUAUACUUGUCCGAUCUACUUGGAUUGAUCAAUGUUCAACGCCAAUCAGGUGCAACAGAGGCAGCCAGAGCUAUCAGGAAAAAGAUCAAAUAUGGUGAUAGUGUAAAAGAACAGAUCCGAGCGUUACAGCUAUUGGAGCUUUUAGUGCUCAACUCUGGUGUCAAAAUUGGUCCCAUAAUUGCUCGUGAUGACAAGUUGUUGGAUGUUUUGAAAGGAAUUCUCAAUGGCCAUGGUAAAACUGGCUCGGGGACCAGCUACAACCCGAAAGUAGGGAAAACUGUGACCAGCAUGGCAGUUGGAUGGAAAUCAGAACUUGAUGGCUUGAAAGGGUACGAAUAUAUGCAAGGCUUGUACAAGGCGAUUCCUGGUGUGAAGAAGCGCUCUAAAGCUUUGUCUCUGUCCAAUAAUGGCGGAUCUCAACGUGGAGGUGGUAGAGCUGAUGAAAAUGAAGAUGGGUUUGACGAUGAUUCCGAUCCUUAUGGCGACGACCAUGCCCUUGAUGAUGACCGUUCAGUUUCGGAUUCGCCUCAACCGCGAGUGAAGUCGCCAAAAGUUCCUCCUCCACGUCCUACUACAGCAUCACCAUAUUCAGUUAAUAAUAAAAAGACUUCUAACAAGAAGGACAGGUCGAAAAAUAAGAAGAGUAAAAAGAAGAGAUCGAAGAAUGGGAUUGUUUACGCUGAUUCCGAGUACGGUAUCCCACAAAUAAAUUACAAAUUGGAGGCACCAAAGAUUAGGAAAGUAUUGACAGAGUGCAACGACAACUCGAUAACUUUGAACAACCAAUUGUUGCAACUUCCACCUGACACAAUGCCUCAAGACGAUGACGAGAUUAUGGCAACAUUCCAGAAAUGUAAAAAGAAUAGACGCAAGGUUUUAAAAUAUUUGCAAUUUGUCGGUGCUGGUGAUCCUCUGGAGAAAUCACUGGAAGUCGCAAAACAAGACGAAGAAUUUUUGGCCAAGUUGAUAUACGCAAAUGAGCAAUUGGUUGAGACGUUUAAGAAAUUUGAUAUUAAGGCUGGAUACUCACAAACCAACCCCGCCCCUGCUGAGGAGGAAGAAUUGAGUGAAAGUGACGAAAGUUACUAUUCAACUGAUGAUGACGAUGAAGAGAUGGACGAGAACGAGCUUCCAGGUGAGGAUCUGAUCGCUGCUAGAUUGCAAUCUGUCACUUUAGAAAAUAAACGACCACCUCCACCACCACCACCAUCACUGCAACAUUCUGUGUCCCAAGCCUCGAAAUAUACUGGCCCAGAGCAACUUGAACUGACCAAAGAGCUCGCACGCCCAGGUCUCGCCAAAAUGGAAACCAGCGAAUCCUUAGGGGACCCAUUUGGUGAUAAACAUACGGUUGAUAAAGUUGACUCUGUGUACUAUUAG